Messenger RNA from Lates calcarifer (barramundi perch), 2395 nucleotides. Its product is annotated as ribosomal RNA processing protein 1 homolog A. Gene Ontology annotation, biological process: rRNA processing. The record is from RefSeq and is a predicted model, not a curated record. Gene Ontology annotation, cellular component: preribosome, large subunit precursor; nucleus; preribosome, small subunit precursor. The transcript has 13 exons. Lineage: Eukaryota; Metazoa; Chordata; Actinopteri; Centropomidae. Bases 83 to 2335 code for a protein of 750 amino acids.
AGUCCGCGCCCUAAGGAGAAACGUGGGUCUGGUGGGUAGAUGUGGAAGGGAGAGAAGUGUCUCCACGUGAAGUGUUGUGAGCAUGGCGUCGCUUCAGGAGCCAGAGAUCCAGUUCGCACAAAAAUUAGCAUCCAACGAGAAGUCAAUCCGAACCAAGGCCAUAAAGAAACUUAGGAAAUACAUAAAUGUCAGGUCACAGAAAGCGACAGGCGGAUUCACAGGUGAUGAGCUGCUCAAGCUAUGGAAGGGUCUUUUCUACUGCCUGUGGAUGCAGGAUAAACCACUGCUCCAGGAGGAGUUGUCACACCAGAUCUCCACCCUCAUCCACAGUUUCCAUGACAUUGACGGACAGUUUUUAUACCUGGAGAGUUUCCUGCAGACCUUCAAAAGAGAGUGGACUGGUAUUGACAGGUUGCGCAUGGACAAGUUCUUCCAGCUGGUUCGCUUCAUGUUCAGACAAACUUUUGAGAUGCUAAAGAAGAAAAACUGGGAGAACAGUGUGGUUGCAAGAUUUCUGGAGCUGCUGAUGACACAACUCCUGCAGAGCAGCAGUGCGGCACCCAUUGGGCUGCAGUUCCACUUUCUGGACCUUUACAUGACUGAACUGGCAGCUGUGGGUUCAGCAGAGCUCACUGCUGAUCAGAAUUUGAUGUUCAUUGAGCCGUUCUGCAGAACAGCAGCCAAAACUAAAGAUCUGACUCUUUUCAGAGCCAUCUGCAACAGCAUCUUCAGCACUAUUAUUGACCAGGCUCCCUUCGCCAUUGAAGAUUUGAUGAAGGAGCUGAAAGCAGCAGAGGACUCAGACUCAGGACAGGCUUCUGAAGAGGACGAUGAAGACCAAAUAAAAGAGAAAACAAGCAAACCACUCAGCAAGAAAAGGACAGGGAAGCAGAUCAAUGGCAGUAGAUCAGAAGCCGAGGAAGAUGACAAGGAGGAGCAGCAGGAGGAUGAGGAUGAGGAUGAGCUUCUUCACUUAGAAGAGUCAGACACAGAGCUGCCAUGUGAUGAUGAUGACAUUGUACCAGUCCUUCAGUUUGACUAUGUGGGCCUGGCAGACAAGCUUUUUGAGUUAGCCAGUCGGAGCAGCACACCCAGCCAGAACAGACAGAGACUCUACAAAAUCAUCAAAGUAUUGCGUGACCUCAGUGAAGGCAUCUUUCCUCAGGAUGAGUAUCCAGAGGAGGUCUCCACAGAUGAGGAUGAUGAAAUGUUCGGCAGCAGGAAGAGGAUGAAGAGAGGAGGAGGUCACUUGGAGAAGGAUGUGGAAGGGACCCCAGCAGCAAAGAAAAUUAAAGGGAAGAAAAAGGAGGGAUCCACACUCGAAAAGCAAAAUAAGGACUUGGGUAAAGAUGAAUCUGCAGACCUAAGCCCUAAUAAUGAAAACAAGAAGAAGAAGAAGAAGAAGAAAGCAGGGCAGAGUAGAAGUGCAGGUAGUGAAGAAAAUAGAGAGGGAUCCAAACAGGGACAGAUCUUGCCUCAGGCUCCCAGUGUAAUUAAGGAGAUUGAAGACAGUCCACAAUGUUCACAAGCAGAAGAUUUAGAAAAGGAAGCAGAGGCGCAAAGCUCCAUCUCAUCUGUAAAAGUCACAGAGGCAGCUAUUCCACAAGAUCAGUCAAAAACUCUGUUCCUCUCUGAGGCAAAGAAAGAGCAGUUAGUUACAGUCAGGAAAGAAGCCAGUCAUCCAAAGCCCCGCACCACUGACAACAAGGACCAAUCUGAAACCUUUUCAAAGAAGAAGAAAAAGAGGGACACUUCUGAGCCCAAACCUGAGAUCACAGAGGAGCAACAGACUCCUGCCACGACAAAGCCAGAAAUGCUGCCAGAAGCAAGUGCUCCAGUCUCAGGGAAGAAAAAAAAGAAGAGCCUGAAAGCUGAGUUACAGACAGAUGUAACUGAAGCUCAGUCACAAUUCAAUCCAGAAGCAGAGAUCACAUCAGUAAGUUGUGAAGCAUCAGGAGGAGAAACCAUGACGGCAGCACCGAAGACUGAUGCUGCAAUCUCUGCCAAGAAGAAAAAGAAGGGCACGAAGGCUGAGAGGAAACCUGAGGGGAGUGAGGGUGAAUCACAGAUUUAUGGUGUGAACUUAGAAGAGGAUGCCACAUCAAUAUGCUGUGAAGAUUCAGCAGAAGAUGACACAAUCACCAGACUCAAUAAACCUACUGAUGGUGUAAUUUCUGCCAAGAAGAAGAGUAAGAAAAAGAGCCUUGAGGCUGAUGUACAGGUUGAAAUACAGGGAAGAAACACAGAUACUAAGAUCACACCUGAAGCAUCACAACAUACCAUGGUGGUUCCACUUAAAAAGAAGACAAAGAAAAAGGGAAAAGGAGAAACUUGAACAGACACUUGAAGCUCCACCUGCUGCAGAUGAAACCACUGUAACACCACUCAAAAACAA